This is a messenger RNA of Brassica napus (rape), 2019 nucleotides long. RefSeq lists its product as uncharacterized. Bases 934 to 1644 code for a protein of 236 amino acids. The transcript has a single exon. NCBI's taxonomy places the organism in Eukaryota, Viridiplantae, Streptophyta, Magnoliopsida, Brassicales, Brassicaceae. The record is from RefSeq and is a predicted model, not a curated record.
AUAAUAUAACGCUUUUCCAUGCAUUAUAGAAUGGAAAUAAGAAAUUUUCCAAAGUUCAAGAAUUCAAGAGAAUAAAGAGAUUCAAAGAAACCAAGUGGUAAAUGACAAAAAGAAUCAAACUAAAAAUGGGACAUCAAUAUCAAUGCUACGUAAAAUGUGUGAUUGGUCGAUGAAAUAGGCUGCAUAACUGUUGAUGCACAUCAUGAAAAUAAUUGAAGUGGAAUCACUGACACUCAGAUUUGGUGAGUCUCUGACUUUAGCCAAUCUAGUAUCAAUCAGCGAAUGAAGAACCGCAAAACAAGCAAAUCUCACUCUCUACUUCCACAUCUUUGAUUUUUGUACAUCCCCUUAUUGCUCACAUAUCAUAGCUAAACUGCAUAUCAGCAUGUGCGCCACAUGGGCUAAGGGCCUUUAUGUGCUAUCCAUAUUUGAUGUUUUCGCAAGGGGAAACUAUGUGAAGGUAAAUACAAACUUUCUUUUUAUAAACAAAUAAUUAAACUGUAUAUUAUUUUAUUUUUUGAAACACAAUUAAACUAUAUAUUAUAAAUCCGAAAAUUUCUAUAGAAAAGGAAUGGUCAGCCGUGGCUUUCGUAAAAGGGUAAAAUUUCGUAAUCAUUUUAGGUUUUUUAUUGCUUGUAAAAAGAUGUUAUAUAUAGCGAAGUUUCCUUUAACCAAUAAAAAGCUAUAUAGAGAAGUUUCACUUUCACACUUCACUAUGUAACACUCAUUUUUGGAAUUUCUUUAUUUUUUACUUAAAUCUGGUUUUUCUCUACAAAAACCUUUAUUUCUCAGAAUCAUAAACAACCUUCAUAGAUUCCUUCUGCAUUUUUCACAUUUAUUUUCUUUUUUAAGGAUUUGAUUUAUCAUAAAGUCAAUUUUUCAUUGUGAUUAAAUGAUGAACAAGAGAUGUGAAUCUUAUCUGGAGCAAGAAACAUGAGAUCUUUGAGCAGUGUGGGACUUGCUCUAAGCAUAGUCUUUGGUUGUUUGCUACUAGCUCUUCUCGCUGAGCUCUACUACUUGCUCUGGUGCAAGAAGAGGAGGUCGACAACGACUAGACCUGAUCUCCAAAAUGACUAUUCUACCCCUGCAACAAGAGAGCUUCUCUUCAUCCUCUGUUGCAGCACCAACCCUUCUUCUUCCUCUUCUCCUCCUUCGUUCUCUAGCCCUAAACCCAUUGGAACUCAACAGCAAUGUCUUCUUCCUCAUGAAGGCGAUGAAGUUGGGUUUGGGAACGUGGUGGGUCCAGGGCUAGUGCCGAGGUUUCUGUUCACUAUCGUGGAAGAAACAGUGGAGGAAAUGGAAUCCGAAGAUGGUGGGGUUUCCACAAAAGGAAAGAGUUUGAAUGAUUUGUUUCUAAAUAUGGAAAGUGGUUCAACUCCUCCGUUUCUCACUCCUCGUGCUUCUCCUUCGUUGUUCACGCCUCCUUUCACUCCGUUAACGGAGUCUUGUAACGGCAGAAGAGAAGAGGUCUUCUUCGAGUCGUCGACUGAUGCUGAGUUUAACAGGCUAGUGAGGUCAUCACCACAUUCACCAGCAUCAUCUUCAUCGCCAUUGCCGAGAUUCAAGUUCUUGAGAGACGCAGAGGAGAAGCUUUACAAGAGGAAAGUGACCGAGAUUUCAGAAGAAGCUGAGGAAGUCAGCUAGGGUUAAAUUGGUAAUAACAGAGUUUUUAAGAGUCGGAUUGUUGAAGAUGAGGUUUUUCAUCAAGAACAUGACAAAAGGUGGUCCAAGAACUUAAAAGAGUUUCAAAUCUUUAUACAAUUGAAAUAAUUGGAAUUUUUGCUAUUUUUUUUUUCUUUGGAUUUUAAUUGUCUUGGUAAAUUUUUUAUUUUAGCGUUUUGGCUGCUAUGCUUACCUUGUCAUCAGCAUUUUUUGGUCUGGAUUAUUUUGAAUUAAGCCAGUUUUGUAAAUUUUCAGUGGAUUAAUAAUUUGUUUAGCCAAUAGUUUGUGUGAUGGUUUAAUCAUGAUUUUAGAUAAAAAGUAUAAAUAACAGGCCUUGGAUUCGUUUUUGUUACUUUU